This is a messenger RNA of Drosophila kikkawai, 681 nucleotides long. Its product is annotated as glutamic acid-rich protein. NCBI's taxonomy places the organism in Eukaryota, Metazoa, Arthropoda, Insecta, Diptera, Drosophilidae. The record is from RefSeq and is a predicted model, not a curated record.
UGGUAUGCGGGCAUACUAAAGUAAAUACCACAUCUUCAAUUAAAUUCUUAAUCUUGUACCAACUGACAACGUGACACAUUAAAAAAGAAGUAAUCUCUCGCAAUGGCUCCAUUUAAUAAUUGUUCAUGUUGCCAAAUCAGGACUAGAAAAGUUAUAAGACAUCCUUAUACUAGGAAGAAUAUCUACGUGUGUCCGGCUUGUUUCAAGACCAACAAAUACCAAGAAAAAGGUAAUCGAAGGAAAGUCCAACCGGAAGAAGACAACGCAAAGGAGAAUGUUGAGAAGCAGACCAAUGAGCCGGAGAAACCAUUGGAAACUCAACAAAACGAAGAAAAUAACGUCCAAAAAGACCUUGAUAAGCCCCUGGAACAUCAGGAAGCGGAAAAUGAAGCCCCAAAGGAAGAGGAAGACAAACCUACGGAGAACGUUCAGGAGAAGAUUUUGCAGAACGAUGUGGGUGAGGAAAUGCAGACUGGCUCGACAACAAAUGACAAUAUCCCCUCAAAAAUCACGCCUCCACUAAUGGAAAUCGUGGUAAUGAAUAACCGAAAAUAUAUUGCUGUCAGUGAGACAGCCAAUGCCGUGAAAGAAUGAGUGAAAGUUAAGUAACCUUGUUGCUACCCUAGCGUAUUUAUGUAUAUUUUGAACAAGCUCUGGUAAUCAUAACUACACACUAACACA